AUGUCGCCCAUGGCCGCCGCCCUUUCUUUGACCUUGACCUACCGGCAUCCAAGACAUACCAUCAUACACCUCGCCUACACCGCCAUGUUUGGCCCGCCCCCGAAAGUCCUCUGCGGCGUCGUCGUCUCGGCCGGCAAAAUGAUGAAGGCCGUCAAAGUCCGCACCGCCAAACAGACCUACAACAAGUUCCUCAAAAAGCAUUUCCGAAGCAACAACAGCUACCUCGUCUCCGACCCCAACUCCUCCCUCCGCGCCGGCGACGUCGUCAAGAUCGCCGCCGAGCGCCGAAUAAGUCGGCAUAUCAAGCAUGUGGUCACCGAGAUAGUGGCGCCCUGGGGCCCGAGCAUUGACGAAAGACCGCCGGUUCUGAGUGAGGAGGAGAGACUAAGGAGGCUGCAGGAGAAGACGCUAAGAAAAAAGGAGAGGCGGCGGGAAAGGAAUGCGGAGACAGGAGAGAGUGCAGAGGAUAGGGUGGAGGGUAUGGUCGAAGGGACUGCGGUGGCUUCGUGA
Letharia lupina is the source of this 510-nucleotide messenger RNA. RefSeq lists its product as uncharacterized. Gene Ontology annotation, biological process: translation. NCBI's taxonomy places the organism in Eukaryota, Fungi, Ascomycota, Lecanoromycetes, Lecanorales, Parmeliaceae. The transcript is spliced from 3 exons. Gene Ontology annotation, cellular component: mitochondrion; ribosome. Gene Ontology annotation, molecular function: structural constituent of ribosome. The record is from RefSeq and is a predicted model, not a curated record. Bases 1 to 510 code for a protein of 169 amino acids.